Messenger RNA from Zootoca vivipara (common lizard), 4240 nucleotides. RefSeq lists its product as uncharacterized. NCBI's taxonomy places the organism in Eukaryota, Metazoa, Chordata, Lepidosauria, Squamata, Lacertidae. The record is from RefSeq and is a predicted model, not a curated record.
CACUUUUUGCUCACGUGCCUGGCAACUCUCAUUUGCACUGUCCCCUCCCAGCCAUUGUGAAAGCAGCAGGACCAAGCCUGGGACCAAUUGGGAGUUCAAAGUGCCACCUUUGUUUGGGGCUGGUCCUUAUGGAAGGGCAGGAUUGGGUGGGAGUAUUUAGGAGGUUAUUAAAGGCAGUGCCAGGCAGCAGGUCAGAGACAGGGGCUCGGACACAGCGAGGAUCUUAGAGCUGUUUCAAGAUGGCCAAGACCUGGGCAAUUUUGCUGCUACCUGCUCUCUUCUACCAAGCCUUUUCCUUGCAAUGCAACACAUGUCACGGUGAGUACGAUUGCUUAGGAGAGAACAUGACAUGCGAAGAUCCUUCGGCCAGCUGCUCAACAUCUGUCCGAAAGGCUUAUGUUGGCUUCCUGGAAUUCCAGUCAGUGAGGAAAGGAUGUGCCCGUCAGCUGUUCCCCCACGAAUCAAUCUCCCUCAACUCUCAUCUCAUGUCUCUUUCGUACCAGGCACGCUACUGUGCUGAGGAUGGCUGUAACAAUGAGACCUACUUUGUCUCCCAUCCAAUCCCUGUCAAUCACAUGCGCUGCCACAGCUGUGCCACCCAAGGAGCCUGGUGCCCCGAAGCUUCUCGCACUCAGAUCAGCUGUGCUGGGGAUCAGGACCAGUGUUUGGAUCUUGCCGUCACCGGAAAACUGGGUCAGUAUGACAACAUGAAAAUGAAGGGCUGCACCAACCUCCCACGGUGCCAGGAGACCUUGAGCUUCCACUCUGCAGACCGUACCAUCCAUGCCAGCUGCUGCUCAACAGCCCUCUGCAAUACCUUCAACCCAGAUCUUCAUGUCCAAAGCCAGGCAACGAACGGGCUAGAAUGCUAUAGCUGUGUGGAUGACAACGGCUCUGGGUCUGGGUGCUCCAAAAAAUCAAUCUCCAAGGUGCAAUGCACAGGCAUCCACAACAUGUGCUUGGAGGGGAUUGGCAACAGCCGUAAAGCUGGUAGGGAUUUGGGCCUAGUGACCUUCAAAGGCUGUGCCUCCCCAGCCAUGUGCCAGAGCUCUCUCCUGGCUUUGGUGCAAGAGCUGGACAACGCCGACGUCAUGUGUUGCCAAGGCAGCCUCUGCAAUGACCGCAUCGUGGACGGCGUGGUGACCCAGCCCAUAGUCCCUGCGGACAGUGCUGACACCACGACGGUGGCAGAGUGCGCCACCCCCACACCGUCUGGCACCGCAGCAAAUCCUGACUGCAUCUACGAUGACGAGGAUGAAGACAGCGUCGCAGUUGCCCACGUCCCCGCUGGUGCAGACCUGUCUCCCGGGAGCCACGCCGAUAAUGAGACGGCCUACAAGGUCAAUGAGAAGGAAGGGAGUGAGUCUUUGGUCAAUGAAGGCGACCGUGACAACUCAACAACUGCGGGCGAACAUGUCGUCAAUGAGAAUAUCGUUGGCGGUCACACAGAGGGCCACACUGUCUCCCCCGCGGGCACCACAGACUCUGAGGACAUGGCAGUGGGCGGUUCCUCAGCUGCCACAAACUUGGACGAGAGCAAUGCCGGCACCAACGCCACCUCUUCUGGCAAUCAUGGCAGCGUUGUUGUGCUGGUGCCCGUCGUGGUCCCCAAGAAGAAUGCCACUUCUGCCACUGCUACCACCACCACCUCCUCUUCCUCCUCAGAAACAAGCGCUGGCAACAUGGUCGUGGCAGCUUCCAGCAAUGACGAUGACGAGUAUGAAGAAUGUGAGGCUGAAGAAGAGGCCGUCAGCACUGGGGAGCAGUUCAUGGCUGCUAAGGAGGCAAACCGUGAAGGUUCGGCCACCACCCACCCUUCAGGGGUGUUCUAUGAAAGCGAAACCCGGCCCCAUGGGCAUGGAUAUGCUCACUCUCCUGCUGCUGGUACCACAGGAAGCAGCAAUGUGGACCACACUGGCCACACAACUAGCAGCGAAAAUCACGGAGCUGCCAGUGGCGAGUAUGUCAGCGUUGACGGUAGCACUCCCCAGCCAGGCCACGCCACCAGUGGCUCCACCGUGGGAGGAAAGGUGGAGGCAGGUGCCCCCGUUGUGAUCACCGCCAACGCACCAGCCGCCACCAGCAGUCCUGCCGGAGCAGUCCUCGUUUCUGGAGCGGCAGCUGGCACUCCACGCCCCAAGAAGAAGAUCCCAUGCAAGCGGCCCAGGCCCCAAAGCCAACCUGGCGUGAACCUGGCAGCCGCACCUGGAGCUGGGAGUCGAGGCGUGGAGGACACUGCCAGAAAGAACCCCGAAUCCUCGUUGUUCAGCGAUGCUAAGCUGCCGGAGCUCAAGGGAGGGGGGAAAGGCACCCUUGAAAAUGGGGCUUUGGGCCUUGUCUCCAACUUGGGCCUCUUCUGUUUCACUCUCCUGUUGGCGGCCCUGUUGCAUUGAACCCACAGAGACUGGGAUUGGGGUUAGGCCUGUUGAUUUGUUUUAGACAGUGCUUUUUUCAAAAAAAAAAAAUAUUUCAGGGUACUCUCAUUUUGACUCAAGAAAACCACCAUUUAAUAGUUCAAAUAGGGGGAAAUAAAUACAGUAAAUGGACAAAAGUACAAAGAACAUGCAUUACCUCAUAUCACACAGCUGUCAGCUCACAGUAACUUCCACACUGGCAUGAGGUUCCGUCUGAGACUCAGGAAACACCGGGAACAGAAAUGAAGCUGCCAUCGGAGGUGGGAACAACGAAACUGACCAAUCACCGUGCUAGAUUCCAACUCCUACUUCACACAUUAAACGCUCGCUUCCGUCUGAGACUCAGGAAACACCGUGACAGGAAACGAGGCCGCCAUUGGGGGUAGCAAUGGAACUGAUGAUUCACUGUGCUAGAGAAGAAACUAAAAAAUUCUAAAAAAAAUUAGUUUCUUCUUCCGUUAGAUUCACACAAUGUUUAGGGGUACGUGUACCCCUGUGUCCCCCCACCCCCCCCAAGAAAAAAGCACUGACUUUAGAACCGAGGAGUAUGGAUUCCCACCCCUUGAUCUGGUGCCAUUUCCUUUUGUAAAAGAACAUUUGAACCCACACAGGGUUUAAAGAAGUGUAAUCCAGAAUAAAAUUUGGAAUGCUUGGGUUUUGCAUGAAAGUAUGCAUGGAUGUGUGAGAGAAUAUGUACAAAUGAAUAAAACAAAUGGCAUCUUGCUCCCUCCUGGUAGGAAUAAUGGGAUGAGGCUCCGUGUGUUUCAUAUACCCUACGAGACCCUUAGCCGAAAGAAGAGUCUUGCUUAUAUUCAGGCUGAGCUGGGAACUCCUCCUGGACUGAUUAGGGAGGUGGGGGUGCCAUAUUAACACUUAGUUAGAGAAGUAUAUAUUUUGCAUAACCGACAGGAUACACAAGCAGAGCAGUUAACCCUUAACAUAUCGGUAGGUUUGUUUGUUUUCAUAUGCUGCUAGUAAAUUAAGGUUAAAUAAAUUGGAGUUCUAAUUGUAGAUACACCGAAAAGAAGGUUGUUGUUUUUUUACACCAAGAACUCUGGCCAGAAAUUUCAAUAUUAGGAAUAAAUCCUAUUCGCGAGUUACAGCCAAAUAAGGUAUGUAAUCUGGUAAGACUAACAGUCCUGAACAGAACAAAUGAAUACAAACAAGAAAUGAGCUUCAAGUUCACUAGAGUAUAUGUAAAUUAAGGGCUUGUGAGGUUUGUACAGUUCACUCAGCUGUGACAAUAAUGUGCAGCUAUGGGCAACUGCAAGCACACAUUGACACACACGGUAUUUAUUAGGAAAUCUACAAUGGGAUGUUUAUUUUUUACAAUUACAUAUAUAUAUUCCAGAUACACAGAGCAAAGCUCAGUAGGUCACAAGCUACACUCAGGGCUCCUCCAAGCUCAGGAAGGUGACACUGAGCUCCAGGGUCAAUUCAGCCCCAUCUAGGCAUUGCAAAGGCUAAUUGCAAAAUACAGCAAAUGGAGAGGAGCAUCCAUAUUCCACUGGGGGGCGGGCUUUAAAAUGAUUUUUUUAUUCUGCAUUCAUGAUGACUUGUGCUCAGGAUACUACCAGGGCAGUCUGACAUGAUCUUGCUUUCAGUACCGUUUGUGCAUGCAAAAGUUCAAGGGCGAUCAAACGGCUUCCUUUCUAAUCUGUGCAUAUCCUGUAACUACCCAGUGAAACCCCUUAACUAUUUAUAUCACCAAUGUUCUGGUUUAUUUUUGUACCACUUUUUGUUGCACUGUGGUCCCUCCGGGGGGCAAUCAUGUGGUAGAAUUGGGGAAGCAUCGCAAAACGUCUAAUAAAGCAGAAUGAACCCAC